Molecule: messenger RNA, 1799 nt
Organism: Triticum aestivum (bread wheat)
Lineage: Eukaryota; Viridiplantae; Streptophyta; Magnoliopsida; Poales; Poaceae
Product: carnosine N-methyltransferase
Exons: 18
Coding region: 146-1570 (474 amino acids)
Molecular function (GO): S-adenosylmethionine-dependent methyltransferase activity
Source: RefSeq, a predicted model, not a curated record
GAUGGACCCAAGGCCCACGGCCUUGAAAAACCUGCCCCUCAUUUCAAACCCACCAAUUCCAUCCGAACCCCUAAAAAAAAACCAAUUCUAUCUGAAGAAAAUUAGCAGCACCUAGCCGCCACCGCCGCCGCCGCCGCCGGGAAACAUGGCCGCGCGGCGGUAUACCGAGCACGAGGAGGCGCUCGAGAUCAAGUCCCUCCGCCGCAUCAUCGCCGCCUACAUCAACUAUCAAGAUGCAGCAGAGAAAGAUGUCAAGAGAUAUGAACGUUCAUUCAAAAAGCUUUCUCCUGCCCACAAGGAACUUCUAUUCCACCUUGGUCUUAAGUACCAACGUUUGAGAUGGUGUAUAUCCAUGAAUACAUCUUUUAUCAUGAAUAUGCUUGAGGCAUUUGAACCUCCUUUCGACAUGAGUCAGUGUGUAGAUGGUGAUUGUCAUGAUUGUGCAGAGCACAUGCACGGACAUAGUCAUGCUGAUACCAUAAAUAAUUCCGAAUUGCUUGUUCAGCAUUGUUGCCCAGAGGAAGGUGCAAAUACUAGAGAAACUGAGAAUAAGAAGGAUGAGGAAGUCCACAUGGUGGGCUGCUCCCAGCCUGCUGCCUGCAACUUGGGGAUAUCCCAAGGUGAAGAUAAAUCAUGUAAUGAUGGUAAAGAUGCGAGUGCAGCUGCUAACUGUCAAGAUACAGAUUGCUUUGCAUCUUCUACUGAUGAAAAUGUAACUCCAGGGCACCGCAGGGCUCCAUCUUUGCCACUGGAUGUUCCUCCAGUUGACGUUGACAAAGUAAGAUGUAUCAUAAGAAAUAUUGUGAGAGACUGGGCCCAGGAGGGUCAAAUUGAACGUGAUGAGUGCUAUAAACCAAUUCUUGAGGAACUUAAUCAUCUUUUUCCUGACCGAAGCAGGCCACCUUCAUGUUUAGUCCCUGGUGCUGGGCUUGGGAGAUUGGCUCUGGAGAUCUCUUCUCUGGGUUUUGUAAGCCAGGGAAAUGAGUUCUCAUAUUACAUGAUGAUCUGUUCAAGUUUCAUUCUAAACCACACCCAAGAGGCCAAUGAAUGGACCAUUUAUCCUUGGAUACACAACAAUUGCAAUUCUCUUUCAGACAAAGAUCAACUUCGGGCUGUUUCAUUUCCUGAUAUUCAUCCCUCAAGUGCUGGGAUAACCGAAGGAUUUUCGAUGUGUGCUGGAGAUUUUGUAGAGGUCUACAAUGAGGAAAGCCAAGAAUCUGCAUGGGAUGCUGUUGUAACUUGCUUCUUCCUCGAUACGGCACACAAUAUUGUUGAAUAUAUUGAGAUAAUAUCAAAAAUUCUCAAGGAUGGUGGAAUCUGGGUAAACAUGGGUCCGCUUCUUUAUCACUUUGCUGAUGCCUAUGGACCAGAUGAUGAUAUGUCUAUUGAACUAAGUUUGGAAGACGUGAAAAGGGUAGCUUACCAUUAUGGAUUUGUGAUGGAGAUGGAGAAAAUGAUAGAUACCACUUACACAGCAAAUAUGGUAUCGAUGAUGCAGAAUCGAUACCGCGCCGCAUUUUGGACGAUGAGGAAGGACGCGUCUCGAUCGAAAGCUAAAAAGCGCCAGUGAGGCGAAGAUCCUCCAUCUGGUGUGAAAUUCGCGUCAAAGCUGUUAGAAAUUUAGAAAGAGUGAUUUGGGCCAGUCCCAUUGGUGAUGUUUAUCCUGGGACAAACGAGGAUGAUGUGUUGGUGCGGCCAUUGUCGCACCAUGAUAUACUACUGUUGAUACUUGGACCUCAGAGCGAAAAACUGUGCCGUGAAUCCUGUGAUAUAAUUUGCUUGGGGUCACUUCACUUCUA